This is a messenger RNA of Hevea brasiliensis (rubber tree), 1508 nucleotides long. RefSeq names its product caffeic acid 3-O-methyltransferase. The transcript has 4 exons. Lineage: Eukaryota; Viridiplantae; Streptophyta; Magnoliopsida; Malpighiales; Euphorbiaceae. Gene Ontology annotation, molecular function: O-methyltransferase activity; S-adenosylmethionine-dependent methyltransferase activity; protein dimerization activity. The coding region runs from base 240 to 1337 and encodes 365 amino acids. Gene Ontology annotation, biological process: methylation. The record is from RefSeq and is a predicted model, not a curated record.
AAUUUGAAAAUUUUCAUGUUCUUUUCAAUUUUGGAGUAGGGCUUCCAUUCUUUGUUGGGAAGUGGACACCGUUUUCAUAGGGAAAGCUUCAGAGGUGGUUGAGCAAACCUCCAUGUAUAUAUAACAACUUUACGGCCAUGCUUCUUGAAACCCAUAUACCUUCCUUCUUCAACCUUAUUAAAUUAUAAUUAAUUCACUUGAUCUCCAGUCUUGAACAAGGUGAAAAGGAAUCAACAAGAAUGGGAUCAACCAGCGAAACUCAGAUGACUCCUACUCAGGUAUCAGAUGAAGAAGCGAUUUUGUUUGCUAUGCAACUAGCUAGCGCAUCAGUGCUGCCUAUGGUGCUGAAAUCAGCCAUUGAGCUCGACCUACUUGAAAUCAUGGCUAAAGCAGGUCCUGGUGCAUUCUUGUCGCCAUCCGACAUCGCUUCUCAGCUACCCACCGCGAACCCAGAUGCGCCGGUGAUGUUGGACCGUAUCUUGCGACUCUUGGCCAGCUACUCCGUUCUUACUUAUUCUCUGAGAACCCUUCCUGAUGGCAAAGUUGAGAGGCUCUAUGGUCUUGCUCCUGUUUGCAAAUUCUUGACCAAGAAUGAAGAUGGUGUGUCUAUUGCCGCUCUUUGUCUCACGAACCAGGAUAAAGUCCUCAUGGAAAGCUGGUAUCAUUUGAAAGAUGCAGUUCUUGAAGGAGGCAUUCCAUUUAACAAGGCGUAUGGAAUGAUAUCAUUCGAAUAUCAUGGCACAGAUCCAAGAUUUAAUAAGCUUUUCAAUAAGGGAAUGUCUGAUCACUCUACCAUUACCAUGAAGAAAAUUCUUGAGACUUACAAAGGCUUUGAAGGCCUUUCUUCCAUUGUGGAUGUUGGUGGUGGUACUGGAGCUGUUCUUAGCAUGAUCGUCUCCAAAUACCCUUCAAUCAAAGGCAUUAACUUCGACUUGCCCCAUGUGCUUGAGGAUGCUCCAUCCCUUCCUGGCGUGGAGCAUGUUGGUGGGGACAUGUUUGUUAGGGUUCCUAAAGGAGAUGCCAUUUUCAUGAAGUGGAUAUGCCAUGACUGGAGCGAUGAACACUGCUUAAAAUUCUUGAAGAAUUGUUACAGAGCGCUGCCACCAAAUGGGAAGGUGAUCAUAGCCGAAUUCAUUCUUCCGGUGGCCCCAGACAGAAGCCUCGCCACCAAGCCAGUGGUUCAUAAUGACUGCAUGAUGUUGGUUCAUAACCCAGGUGGGAAAGAGAGAACUGAAAAGGAAUUUGAGGCAUUAGCCAAGGGAGCAGGAUUUCAAGGUUUUCGAGUUGUAUGUGAAGCCUUCAAUACCUAUGUGAUGGAAUUCUUGAAGAGUGCCUAAGGGCCAAGUUUUCUUAAUACUAUCUUUUGGCUUUUUAACUUCUGAAGUUGUGAGAUGAGAAGAUUUUCAAAGGUGGCAUUCACAGUAUAUGUAAUUCUCAAUAAAGAAAACAAAUAAGAACUAUGUAUAUGAUUGUGCGUUGUCUAUAAUAAAAAGUUUAUUAUAUCCUAA